AUUUAUUAAAUUGCUAUGGCGGAGAAUUAGUGGAGUUGUCGAAUUUAUUUACGAUUCUGCUCUGUCAUUGCGUUAAGAAAAACCAUAGUUCAUUUUUCGAUAAAAUACCAUGGACAGCAAUAAGGAUGAGGCAGAGCGGUGCAUGGAACUCGCUGAACGAUAUCUUCGGGAAAAGAAGUACGAUGAGGCCGAAAAAUUUAUACGUAAAGCACAGAAACUUUAUCCAACGAAGAAGGCUGAAGAUGUAUUAGCAAAAGUGGCAAUGUUUUCAAAACAAAAUCAAAAGACAGAGUCUGAACCUACUGUUAGAAAACGUCAAACAGCACCUAAAGAAACUCCACAAGUUCAAGCUUCUGCUGAUUAUACAAAGGAACAACUUGAGCAUGUUAUAAGAAUUAAGAAGAGCAAAGAUUAUUAUGAAAUUUUGAGUGUAACUAAAGAAGCAACCGAUAGUGAUAUCAAAAAGGCAUAUAAAAAGCUAGCACUUCAAUUACAUCCUGAUAAAAAUAAAGCUCCAGGUUCAGCUGAGGCCUUUAAAGCUAUCGGAAAUGCUGUUGCUAUUCUCACUGAUGCAGAGAAGAGGAAACAAUACGACAUGUAUGGGUCUGAGGAAGAAAGAGUGCAGAAUGCUCAUAGCCGCCAAAAUCAUUCGCAUUAUAAUUAUACAAGAGGGUUUGAAACUGAUAUUACAGCAGAAGAAUUGUUUAAUAUAUUCUUUGGCGGUGGAUUCCCGCAACAGGAAUUUUAUAUGAGACGUCCUGGUGGAAGAUGGAUGAGACAGCAAGAUGUACAAGCUCAGCAUGCACAUUCUCAGCAAGCAAAUGGAUACACCACAUUCCUUCAAAUGUUACCUGUCCUGUUAUUAAUAUUAUUAACUAUGAUGAGCAGUUUUUUCAUAUCAGAUCCUGUAUACAGCUUGCAUUCUAACGCAAAAUAUUCCGUACCGAGAACAACUCAAGGAUUAAAGGUACCAUACUAUGUUAAAGAAAACUUUCACACUGAAUAUCAAGGCAGCUUACGGAGGCUGGAAAUUUCUGUGGAAGAAGAAUACCUGAAUAAUUUAAGACAUGCCUGUUAUAGAGAGAAAAGCUAUAGGGAAACAAUGAUGUGGAAGGCAAGGAAUUUUGGAGAUCAAGAAUUAUUUUUCAAAGCUAAAAAUAUUGAGAUGCCCUCGUGUAAGAGGGUGCAAGAAAUGCAGGGAGCAUAGCGGCACUAUGUAGUUUAAUAGAUUUCUGUUGUAGAUAGGUGUAUAUUAUAUUUACACGUGUGUAGUUACUGUUGGAUGAAAUGAAGAAUAUCAAAUGUAAUAUAGCGAUUACUAUAUUACGUUUCUUCGCAUCCAAAUUUGUAAAUGAUACUCGUCUUGGUCCGCGAUGAACAUUUACACGGAUCAUUUGAGCUGUUUGUUCCAUACUCAAGUUGUAAAUUGUUUGAUACAGAAUCGAUUACAGUAGCGUGCAUGGCUAACCUGAGCAUGAAUUACAAAUUAUUAAUACAUAUGUAAUUUAACUAAACUAACCUAUAAUCUCUAUAAUCACGUGGCAUAAUUAGAGGUAAGCGUGAUUUAGAAGUGUUUCUUAUGAGUUACGAAUGUCGGUGGAGUUUGGAUAUUAAAAUAGACAUCAAACCUUGCCGUAUUGCUUAUGCCACUGAAUUACACUAUUGUUGCGACAUUGAACUUGCUUAUGCGUAAUGACACUAUUAAUUCCGAGAAAGAUUAGAUAGCCCAUUCACUUUAAUCUUUAACUUCUUAAUCGCGUAAUACGAAACUAUAUAAAUUAUAUGCUAAGACUAUUAAUAUUAGGAGGAAAAAAACGAAAUUAUUGCAAACAUAAUUUUAGACAAAAAAAAAGAUAAAAAUUGUUUCGAAGUUGUAAGAUCAAAUUAAUUUUUUUAAGGCCUAAUUUGAUCGCAAUUAUUACUCAUAUUAAGUCACAAAUGUUUUUUUUUUCAUGCUAAAGGUAAGCGAACAUGUUCGCGUUGUUAGUAUUCAAGACAUAAUACAGAAAUUAAAAAUUUCACUCGUGAUGUUACGAUAAGUGACCUUCGUUGAGCUGCUAACGACAAAUUUUACAUACCACAUCGUGUACGGAACAUUUUUAUAUAGACAUAAUGUUGAACAAAAAAAAAAAUUUUGAAUACAAUCAGCCGGCCAUGUGUCUGUUGUUAUUUAUAAAUUACGAUGUUAUACAAGUAUAAUACCAGGUAGAUAACUUAUUCGCUUUUAGAAGUCAUUUUGCGUGUGACGGAGUUUUUCAGUAUCAAUUGUUAUCUUUUUAAUCGAUCCAGCGAUUGCCCCCCGCCCGAAAUUAAAGAUUUUUAAAUAUUUAUGCAAUACUAUCUUCGAACCGCACAUAUCAAAUGUGUUUCACGAUUCGAUCAGCCACCCAUAUGUUUAACAGCACUUAUUUAUCUGAAUCACUACAUCUAUAUUGUAUAUGUCAAAGUAUUUUAACUAGCUUCUAAAUAAAGAAACUAAGAACAGACAA
Messenger RNA from Hylaeus anthracinus, 2489 nucleotides. Its product is annotated as dnaJ homolog subfamily B member 12. Gene Ontology annotation, cellular component: endoplasmic reticulum membrane. The transcript is spliced from 8 exons. Gene Ontology annotation, molecular function: Hsp70 protein binding. Gene Ontology annotation, biological process: cellular response to misfolded protein. The coding region runs from base 110 to 1207 and encodes 365 amino acids. The record is from RefSeq and is a predicted model, not a curated record. Lineage: Eukaryota; Metazoa; Arthropoda; Insecta; Hymenoptera; Colletidae.